UUGGUUUCCAGGAAAUGACAUCAGGCGACCGCGGAGAUGGAGGACGUGCUGGACCUAGGCGAGGAGCGGCGCCGCGGCUCGGCCACCUCCGGACCCAAGAUGGGUCGCCGAGCUCAACAGGAGUCAGCUCAAGUCGAGAAUCAUCUCAGUAGCAAGAACUCCUCUUCAAUUCUGACUGGAGAGGCUCCCCCUCCCAAACCGCCCCGCAGGCAUGGAGGCUGGGCAGAUGAUUCCAUGAAGGCUUCAAAGUCAGGAAGGAGGGCUUCUGAAGAAAUAGAAGAUCACCGCCUCAGACAGCAGAGCUUGGAUGGAUCAGAUGAUGGAGGAGACAUUCCUGUUAUUCCGGAUCUGGAAGAAGUACAGGAAGAAGACUUUGCUUUGCAGGUGGCCGCCCCUCCCAGCAUCCAGGUAAACCGGGUGAUGACCUUCCGUGACCUGGACAAUGACCUCAUGAAGUACGCAGCCUUCCAGACCUUGGAUGGAGAGAUCGACCUGAAGCUACUCACCAAAGUCCUUGCACCAGAGCAUGAGGUCCGAGAGGAUGAUGUCAGCUGGGACUGGGACCAUCUGUACACUGAGGUGUCCUCCGAGCUACUCACCGAGUGGGACCUGCUGCAGGAGGAGCCUGUGGGACAGCCCGUGCAUCCCUGAGCCCUGGGGGGUCAACAGCCUGCUCUCCCCGCACAGAGUAAUUUCUGCUUUGGACUUGAAAAAAAUGCCAUAAGCCUAAACCUAAAGAAGCUUGCAAGCAGCUUAGAAUCUUUUAAUGGAAUAUUUUGUAAUAAAAAUACUGUUUUCAGUAGACCACAUUGGAGCAUUCGUUGUAAUAAAUUACUUUAUUCUGUGGC
Messenger RNA from Neomonachus schauinslandi (Hawaiian monk seal), 848 nucleotides. RefSeq names its product intraflagellar transport 43 (gene IFT43). Lineage: Eukaryota; Metazoa; Chordata; Mammalia; Carnivora; Phocidae. Bases 37 to 651 code for a protein of 204 amino acids. The transcript is spliced from 9 exons. Gene Ontology annotation, cellular component: intraciliary transport particle A; cilium. The record is from RefSeq and is a predicted model, not a curated record. Gene Ontology annotation, biological process: intraciliary retrograde transport.